Messenger RNA from Paramecium octaurelia, 1913 nucleotides. The record is from the annotation of a GenBank genome assembly. Lineage: Eukaryota; Ciliophora; Oligohymenophorea; Peniculida; Parameciidae.
AACAGAUGUCAGCAGCUUAAACUCUUUACAAUGCUCAGUGCUCCAAUAAUGAUCAUAAGGCACAAAUAACUAACUAUUGUGCCUGUAUUGACUGUUUGAGACCUCUCUGUCCAGAAUGUAUCUAGGAACAUUACCAAUUUCAUAUGUAAGCCAAGACACCUGCUGCUAUCUAAAGUAUUCUUAAUACAAGAACUAAUUGCGAAAGGAAAAUUGCAAAAGCAAUUGAAUAAUUGAAAAAAGUAAUUAGAAUAGAUCUAUAUCAUCUAAGGAGUAUGAGUAAUACGAUAUUCAAUAUUUUUUUAAUCCUGAUGAAAUUCUAAAUUAGGAAAUCUCAAGAAUGAAUGAGGCAAAAUAGUAGAUGAUCGAAAUCAUAUAACUCUUUUUUAAAUAGAUAGAAAACCUUCUUGAAACCAAAGUCAAGGAAAAUUUAUUAAAAGUAAAAUUAAAAAUUGAAUUUUCAGGUUAAAAAUAUUGGGGGUAUUUUCCAAAGAAUUUAAACCGUGAUUGAAUAAUUAGAAAUCCUAAGAAAUAGUCUUCUGACUAGCUCAGAUCCUUUCUUACAUUUUCAUAAAGCCUGUCGAUUAGAUGUUAAAUCUUUGCUUGAUCGUUAUAAAUCUGAUUUGAAGAAAUCAAUUAAAUCCAAGGAAUUAGGUACAACUAUAAAUUAAAUAAUAAGAUCCAAUAAAUGUUCACAUUGACGAACAUAAACUCUUCAAUCUUAAAAAUGAAUUAAGUAAAAUUGUUAUAAUUCAAACCACCGAUCAUGAAGAAGCCGCAGAUAAUAUUUCAGUCUUAUCUAAAAAUAAGGAUUAGAGCAUAAAUUAUAGUGUACAAGGACUCUAUGCACAAUAGACAAAUAAUCCUUAGAGUGGACCUCCUCAUUUUUAAUAAAAGCCAAACAAACAAUAAAUGAGUAAUCUUGGAGAUAAUGAUGAACCAUAAUAUGGAGCAAUUUCAAAUUAAGACUUUUAGAUUUCUAAAUCUAACUAUUUUGUAGGUCAACAUAAAUUCUUGCAUUUUAUUAUCAAUAAGGCUAAUUUGAUGAAGAUCUGCAAUUUAGAAACAAAGCAAUGGAUGACCUUUGAAAUUGAUUAUGAAGUCCCUGAAUUUCAUAGAUCUAUUGUUGCUCCAAAUGGUGAUAUCUAUAUAUCUGGAGGAUUGAUUGAUUAUAAGGAUAAUAGAAAAGAAUCUAUUGUGAGAAGAUAUACAUUGGAUGGCAAGAUGCAAUAAAUUGGAUAACUAUCAUUUCCGAGAUCGUCCCAUUCAAUGGUCUAUUGCAACUAAGCCAUUUAUAUACUGUGUGGUUAUUAAGAGCACAGAAAGAUGUCUUAUAGUUUGGAGAAAUACAAUUUUAAUACACAAAAGAUGGAAUUAUGUGCUCCUUGCAAGACACCAGCUAAUUCACCUGCUUGUUGCGUUUUCAAUGAUAGAUAUAUUUAUAAAUUUGGGGGAUAUGAUUAAAAUGGAUGGAACCUACUAAUUAUAGAGAGAUAUGAUACUUUCGAAAACAAGUGGGAGCAUAUUGACCCUGAAAUCAGCAAAUAAGAAUCUUCAAAAUUCCAAACCAUAUAUCAAUGUUCAGCUUGUGUUUAAAUUAAUAAAAAUAACAUCUACGUCUUUGGUGGUUAUGAUAAUGAUGAUAAAGGAGUCUCAUUCUCAUUCCUAUUAAAAAUAGAUGAUAGACACACAAUUCAUUAAGUCAAUACCAAGCCCUUAUUGUAUCCUGAAGGAUUUUGGAACAAUUAAGUAAUUCUCAUAUAUAUUCUAAAUUUUAGGUUAUUAUUCACGACCAGAAGUUGUUUGUUUUGUAGAACAUUGAGAUUGAUAGUAAUUAAAUUGAUGAAAUUAAUAGAUCCCUACUAUGUUUUGAUGGGUAGGGAUGGAAUGAAUUAUAAUAUUAAAUCGCUAAUUGA